UAUGAACACAUCUGAGCACGGAAGUGCACGUCCAAUACAUCAAGCUCAUGAAUAUGAUACCGAAAGUAACUUUAACUUGCUAAAACCCUGCUCAAGUUCGAAGACAAUCAGGCUUAGCAACACGUCAAAAUGGCAAAUCUAAAAGAUGACAUAAUGAAACUCUGCUGUGAAAUCUCCACAAAUAAGAGGAUAAAAGCUGCAUUUAAAAACUCAGCGAAAGGAGCCGUAGUUACAGGAGGAACUGCUUUUGUUGGAGGGCUGAUCGGUGGUCCUGCCGGUAUAGCUGUUGGUGCUGUUGUGGGAGGUGCGCUGGGCGGAUGGAUGACCAGCGGCCAAUUCAAACCUCUUCCUGAGAUCCUCAUGGAAAUGAGUCAUACACAGCAAGAGAAACUGUACUCCGAUGUCAUGGCCAUAGUGGGUACACUGAAAUGGACUGAGGUUGCGCAGCUGAUUGCUCAAGUUAAUGGGAAUGCCUCUCUACAUGAGCAGGUGCUGGGUGCUGUACUUAAUUUUACUAAAAACCAACUCAAAGCUGAUGUGCGGUAUGAAGACUGACCGCUGGAGGGUGAAUGUCACUGGUUCAGUUUUGGUUAUUUGUUACAGAACUAGAAGGACAAGUUGCUACUAGUUUGCAUUAUUCUUUAAAAGGCUGAUGAUGCACAGGGCAACUUUUUGAGCAAUU
Messenger RNA from Sinocyclocheilus anshuiensis, 682 nucleotides. RefSeq names its product protein C19orf12 homolog. Bases 130 to 555 code for a protein of 141 amino acids. The transcript is spliced from 3 exons. NCBI's taxonomy places the organism in Eukaryota, Metazoa, Chordata, Actinopteri, Cypriniformes, Cyprinidae. The record is from RefSeq and is a predicted model, not a curated record.